Messenger RNA from Somion occarium, 1984 nucleotides. NCBI's taxonomy places the organism in Eukaryota, Fungi, Basidiomycota, Agaricomycetes, Polyporales, Cerrenaceae. The record is from the annotation of a GenBank genome assembly.
GUCCGUCGAUGCAGCUUCAGAGCUGCACUCGGUCGUCGUCUUAUUCGAUGAGCUCGAGUAACGGAGCGAUGGCAGAUCAAUCGUGUAUCAUCCCUUUGUUUUGCUCUCUACUAUGUAGUUUGCUGUUUGGUUUACUCGAUCUUCACGGGCAAGCCUCGGUGCGAAGGGAAUAUACUUCUUCUCCAGUUCUUGGCACGUUCCUGUAACGUUCGAGGGUCAUUUCGGGUGGCCCUGCGUGGCUUUCGCGUCCGAGUAUAAAGGCAGGAUCAUACGUUUGUGCGUGAGUCCACAACCCAGAAGAGCGGCUAGCGGUGAGUCAGUCGACAUGGCCUCCUUGUCCAAGACCUCCGUCUGGAGGCGCUUUUCGUCGACCUUCACCUCCAAACCAACCCCCUCAAAAACUCAUUUACAUGCGCCCAUUCCCGAUUCAGCGUUUCCAAAAGGCUAUGUACUGACUGGCAUCCACGCCGGUGUCAAGAAGAAGCCAGGUGUCCUUGACUUGGCUGUAAUUCUCUCCACGUCUUCUCGACCUGCUUCUGCAGCAGCCUGUUUCACUCGCAAUGCCUUCAAAGCUGCACCUGUUGUUGUUUCACAGCAAGUGCUUGAACAAAAUCAGGGUCGGGCGAGAGCUCUUGUCGUGAACAGUGGAUGUGCGAACGCGGUAACAGGAAAGCAGGGUAUGGAGGAUGCAUGGGCAAUGGUUGCUGCAACCGAUGCUCUCCUUGAGCCUAAUCAAGGCCAGAAGUCACAAAAAGAGACUCUAGUGAUGUCCACAGGUGUCAUCGGACAGACAUUGCCGAUCAGCAAGAUCCUAGCGGGAAUCACGUCUCAGUCACCAAAGAGCGUCGACUCAAAGUCUACGCUUGGAUCUGGAUUUGAGGCAUGGGAGCGUGCGGCAAGGGCAUUCAUGACGACGGACACAUUCCCCAAGCUUCGUGCCAGAACGUUCAGCAUUCGUGGCAAGGAAUAUCAUCUCGCAGGGAUGGACAAAGGUGCAGGCAUGAUCCACCCGAAUAUGGGCCCUCCGUCAGGACAACUUCACGCAACGUUAUUGGGGUGCAUCUUAACUGAUGCAGCUGUGGUGCCGAAGAGCUUGCAGUCUGCUCUGACUUACGCUGUGGACAGGAGUUUCAACUCGAUCAGUGUUGACGGCGAUAUGUCUACCAAUGACACUAUCUUGGUGUUAGCAAACGGUGCUGCUGCUGAAGGUUCUGCGGAGAUUGAUGAACAGGCAGACCCGGAAGCCUUUGAGCUUUUCAAGCAGGAGCUUACUACGUUCGCGAUCGACCUAGCCCAACUCGUUGUGCGAGAUGGUGAAGGUGCUACGAAAUUCGUCACAGUAUCCGUUGAUGGAGCAACCAGCUACGCAGAUGCUCACAAGGUCGCAUCCCGUAUUUCUACCUCCGCCCUCGUAAAGACAGCACUCUUCGGAGAAGACGCGAACUGGGGACGUAUCCUCGCCGCAACCGGUUCUAUUCCUCUUUCAGCACCUCUCGAUCCUACUCGUGUCUCUGUUUCCUUCAUCCCUGCCGACGGCACAGCACCACUUCCUCUUCUCGUUAACGGUGAACCCGAGAAGGUUGACGAAGUACGGGCGAAGGAGAUCGUGAGUGCAGAAGAUCUGGAGAUUCGCGUCGACUUGGGUCUCGGAAAUGAGAGUGCGAAGUAUUGGACGUGUGAUUUCAGUUACGAGUACGUGAGGAUCAAUGGGGACUAUAGAACUUGAGAAUACGUUGGCGGCUUUUUAGUGCAUCUGAAAGUUUACUCACGCCCAACGUAGCAAUGGCUCCUUCACGUAUGUAGUAUUAAAUACAACACGAACUUCAUAAUACUACGAUAUUAUCUUCGUCUUGCACAAUUCCCUUUUUCUUCAGCCGGUUGUCUUGUAUAUAUCUCGGAAAGCUGGGUAUGUUUCUAUAAACAACCAGACUUUCCAUAAUUAGGAGGCUAUUACAAGGAUAAGGCACAACUGCGGUUUCGAAUU